Molecule: messenger RNA, 306 nt
Organism: Fusarium odoratissimum NRRL 54006
Lineage: Eukaryota; Fungi; Ascomycota; Sordariomycetes; Hypocreales; Nectriaceae
Exons: 2
Coding region: 1-306 (101 amino acids)
Source: RefSeq, a predicted model, not a curated record
AUGCUCUACAUUUCCGAGUAUAAGCCGCCACACAAGCUGAGCUCUGAGUAUCUGCGUGCCGGUCUGCGCAUCACGGACAUGCACGGGGAAGUGGUGAACCGCAGGACGAUUCCGACUUCGAUAGACCCUGGUACUUAUCAUUACAUGAUCGAAAGUGUCCUUGAAUAUGGUCUGCUGAUUACUGGCGAAGCCAUUGUGUUCCUCAACGUGAAUUGGAAUGACCCUGAGACCCUUUAUUAUCAUCUCGCAGAGCCAGGUCCGGAGGUGACAGCCCAUCCAAACAACCUAUUCGAAGGGAUUCAAUGA